AUGGCGUUCACUCUUAUGACUAAAGAAGUAUUUGAUGAGCUUGAGAAACAAGGUAUUAUUAAUGGGAAAGGCUUCCAUUUAUCUGGAAGACUGCACCAUCACAUCAAGGACCUGCACAGUAUCAACAAAUUCAAGUGGCUAUCCACAGAUAUUAUUGAAGAACCGGUUUCCCGAUGGGACCUGCGGGAGAACAGCUGCAUGACACUUGUCUCAUGCAAGAGUGCCAAGAACUCGCAUAUUGUUCCUCCAGAUGAGGAUGUCAUUAUUGGAUUAUUUAAUGAGAAAAAGAAGACUUACUUUGGGCUUAAUGCUUCGAACCCAGGAGGGGGGUGGACUUCGCUGCCAAACGUGCGCCAUUUGAUGUUGCCGCAGUAA
Fusarium proliferatum ET1 is the source of this 375-nucleotide messenger RNA. RefSeq lists its product as uncharacterized. The coding region runs from base 1 to 375 and encodes 124 amino acids. Lineage: Eukaryota; Fungi; Ascomycota; Sordariomycetes; Hypocreales; Nectriaceae. The transcript has 2 exons. The record is from RefSeq and is a predicted model, not a curated record.